GGCCCGGCGGCGGAGCGCGGCGCCGGCGGGGGCGGCCGGGCGGGCGCGGGCGGGCGAUGGAAACGCACAUCUCGUGCCUGUUCCCCGAGCUGCUGGCCAUGAUCUUCGGGUACCUGGAGGUGCGCGACAAGGGCCGCGCGGCGCAGGUGUGCACGGCCUGGCGGGACGCCGCCUACCACCGCUCCGUGUGGCGGGGCGUGGAGGCCAAGCUGCACCUGCGCCGCGCCAACCCGUCGCUCUUCCCCAGCCUGGCGGCGCGGGGCAUCCGGCGGGUGCAGAUCCUGUCGCUGCGGCGCAGCCUGAGCUACGUGAUCCAGGGCAUGGCCGACAUCGAGAGCCUCAACCUCAGCGGCUGCUACAACCUCACCGACAACGGGCUGGGCCACGCCUUCGUGGCGGAGAUCAGCUCCCUGCGCUCGCUCAACCUGAGCCUCUGCAAGCAGAUCACGGACAGCAGCCUGGGCCGCAUCGCCCAGUACCUGAAGGGGCUGGAGGUGCUGGAGCUGGGGGGCUGCAGCAACAUCACCAACACCGGGCUGCUCCUCAUCGCCUGGGGGCUGCAGCGCCUCAAGAGCCUCAACCUGCGCUCCUGCCGGCACCUCUCCGACGUGGGCAUCGGGCACCUGGCGGGCAUGACGCGCAGCGCGGCCGAGGGCUGCCUGGGCCUGGAGCAGCUCACGCUGCAGGACUGCCAGAAGCUCAGCGACCUCUCGCUCAAGCACCUGGCCCGCGGGCUGGGCCGCCUCCGCCAGCUCAACCUCAGCUUCUGCGGCGGCAUCUCGGACGCGGGGCUGCUGCACCUGUCGCACAUGAGCAGCCUGCGCAGCCUCAACCUGCGCUCCUGCGACAACAUCAGCGACACGGGCAUCAUGCACCUGGCCAUGGGCAGCCUGCGGCUGUCCGGCCUCGACGUCUCCUUCUGCGACAAGGUGGGGGACCAGAGCCUGGCCUACAUCGCACAGGGCCUGGACGGCCUGCGCUCCCUCUCCCUCUGCUCCUGCCACAUCAGCGACGAGGGCAUCAACCGCAUGGUGCGACAGAUGCACGGGCUCCGCACCCUCAACAUCGGCCAGUGCGUCCGCAUCACCGACAAGGGCCUGGAGCUCAUCGCCGAACACCUCAGCCAGCUGACGGGCAUCGAUCUCUACGGCUGCACCCGCAUCACCAAGCGGGGCUUGGAGCGCAUCACCCAGCUGCCCUGCCUCAAGGUGCUCAACCUGGGACUUUGGGAAAUGACUGAGAGCGAGAAGGUCAGGUGAGAGGAGGGGGGUGCCCCGAGACCUCCGUCUCCUCUGGAGGGACUCACGGACAGACUGACUGACUGACUGCUGCAAUGGAGGAGAGAAAGAGAGAGAGGGGCACGCACAGAGCCAUGCUACCCACGCACCCUGGCACUGGAGGGAGGAACACGGAGAAAGAGUAUAUGUCCUUGACCCUUCUCUGCUGCCUAACGACCCUUGCUCUGGAGGAGGAGGAAGGGGGGGCAGGAGGAAAGAGAGAGCACCCCUCCUUUUUCCAGGUCGUGCCUCCAGCUCCACAGUGGGGAAACAGAGCUCCCCCACCCCCACCCCCCAGCAUCCUCUCCUACAGAAGAGGUAGAAGCCCACACUUAUGCACUGGGGCUAGAGACACCCCUCUUUAUCCCCACUCCCUGAUUCCAUCCCCUCGUGCACUAAGGAUGGAUAAAGAUCGAGACCCUUGUUCUGCCAUGUAUUGAGAAUAGCUUAUUUUUGGUUUAUGUAAAGGAGAGUGGGAAUGGAGAUGGGAACAAACAACAGCAGAAAAGGCUUCCUAGCUACACUAACGUACCCGGCCACCCAGUCGUCCUGCACUGGGCACAGACACGGCUUUUGCUUUUGGUUCUGUUUUAUAAAAGGAAAAAAAAAAAGCUAAAAUCCCCACAAAAAAAAACCAACAACCAUUCCACCUCUGCGCUUGCCCCUCCCCCAUCAACUGGGAAUUGUGACAGAAAUACUGCUCCCUAGGUACAUUGAUUUUUUUUUUUUUGGUCUGUUUUUAAUCUCCAGUUCCGUGUUAUUCUCUGCUGUGGGUGGAUACAGUUUCCCACUACUCCAGUUCUCCACUGCACUGAGAAUAGGGAUAGCUACAACCUCUCCUUUUGUAUGUUUCCAUGUCAUCCUGCACUGUGGUGAAAGGAGAAGCCUAGGCACUCUGUUCUUUCUCCCCAUCUCUCUGUACUGGAGAGGAAGAUACCAUUUCCUCCUACUCCUGUUUCUGUAGGGACUGGACACAGACCCCGGUUCUCUUAGACCUUCCCAUGUACUGGGGGACACUGAGAGUUACCGAGAGACUCGUCUUCCCUUUCAUCAUUCUCUCUCUCUUUCUCCCCUCCUUCUUCUUGGCAACAGGGAUAGACAUAUCCAGCUACAUAUCCAUUCCUCUUCUUCGACUGGGGGCGAGUGGGUGGAAGGGGUGGCUAGCUGCCCUCGGACCAGGGGACUUAAGGAAGAAUCUCCAGCUUCAUUUCUGCUUCAUUUGAGAUACUGUGACCUGUUUUUAUUUUGAAAUGCAUAAAAAAAAUUACUGCUACAAAAACAGCCUCUUACUCUCCCAUCUAUCCCUUGCUUAUAUCCUGUAACUGAUCCCAGUUUUCCUCAUUCAUUCUCCUCUUUACAGUAUUCGUUUUCUCACAUGGUUUUAUUUUUAAAGACAUUUGAAGUUGCUGUUCUUGUGGAUUUUUAAGUACAUUUUUUUUCUGCUGAAUAUAUUCUAUAUAUAUAAAUAUAUAUAUGAUGUCUGGCUACCUCGUUUUAAUUUGUUACUUUUUUUUUCUCCUCAAAAACCCUGGAAUUCUUACAGGAAAGAGAUUUUGAGACUGAAACAUUUUUGUGCCUAGACUGGAAUAAUGCCCCUUGGGUUUGUUCUUUUUCUCUCCCCCCCUUUUUUUUUUUAAUUUUUGUUUGCUUUUAAGCUUACCCUGCUGUGUCCCACCCUCACAUUCUGGUUGUGCCUCUCCGUCCCUCUUCACUGGGGAUUGGGGACCCAAACUGUGCUUCUGCAUUUUUUACUCUUCUAGCACAAACAUGUAACGUGAGAAUCCAUGCUGAGGAUUGGGCUACUGUUAACGGAAAUGUGUAAAAAUGCAAGUUGGUUUUAAAAAAAAUUUAUAUAUAUAGAUAUAUGCAAAUAUUUCCCCCUCCCCUCCCAAAUCACCUACAAAAGGUCACUAUGUGAGGCUUCCUGUUUGUGAGUGGAGAGAGGAGCAGAGCAGGCCUGCAGGCCCCGAGGCUGUAAUGUGAAGGGGAGGAGACUGAAGUUCAUCUGUCUUAUCUCUGUUCUGUCAAUAAAAUGGAGCUGGUUCUUUAGAUUUUUUUUUUAUUAUUAUUAUUAUUUUAAAGAGGAAGAGUAAGUUUUUUUUGUUUUAUUUUUUUUUAAGAAAAAUAUCUUGGCUUUUUUUUUUUCUUGUGUGUUCAAAAUCUCAAAUCCUCCACAGUAACAGGCCAGACCACGGAGUUAACGCAAACCCAGAGACCCCUAUGGAUUAAUUGUACUGUUUGUGAAUUUGUAUAAAAAUAACAAAGAUCCUCUUAAAACAUUUUAUAUUCUUACAGUAAAAGGUUAAACUGAUAUUUAUAUAAUAAAAGAGGAAAUAUGAAGUAUGUUUU
Messenger RNA from Cygnus olor (mute swan), 3626 nucleotides. RefSeq names its product F-box and leucine rich repeat protein 14 (gene FBXL14). The transcript has a single exon. NCBI's taxonomy places the organism in Eukaryota, Metazoa, Chordata, Aves, Anseriformes, Anatidae. Bases 57 to 1259 code for a protein of 400 amino acids. The record is from RefSeq and is a predicted model, not a curated record. Gene Ontology annotation, molecular function: protein binding.